This is a messenger RNA of Fusarium venenatum, 1362 nucleotides long. RefSeq lists its product as uncharacterized. Gene Ontology annotation, molecular function: hydrolase activity, acting on carbon-nitrogen (but not peptide) bonds. NCBI's taxonomy places the organism in Eukaryota, Fungi, Ascomycota, Sordariomycetes, Hypocreales, Nectriaceae. The record is from RefSeq and is a predicted model, not a curated record.
AUGACAGAGACGAGCGAUAAUCAGUCAUCGAUAAGCACCUUCAUUGUCGAAGAUGUCAAAAUCUUUGACGGUCAUAAGUUUAUUGCCAAUGGCUUUGUCUAUGUUCGUGACGGACAUAUCGCCGAUGUUGGCAGCGGCAAGCCAGACAGAAUUAUCGGACAACAUACCUUGAGGAUCUCUCGACCACAGCAUACGCUCAUCCCGGGACUGAUUGACGCCCAUAUCCAUGCCCUUGCUGGUAACACCAACAGUGUUGAACAGUCUCUGCGCUUUGGAGUCACAACCGUAUGCGAUAUGCAUAACGAAGUGGAAGAUAUCAUGCGGCUGAAACAGUGGGUUGCCGAGCCGAAAAACAAGGCUAGGUACUCGGAUUAUAAGUACGCUGGAAUCGGAGCGGUUGUCGAAGGAGGAUGGCCUAUCCCCGUCAUGAAAAAGGAACUGGAGUCAGUUCCUCAGGGCGAGAAAGUUCUAGACGCCAUCGUCUCGGCCUGGCCCAAAAUAAAUACAGGUCAUGAUGCAAAACCAUUUGUCCAACAGCAGGUCAAUCAGCAUGGCGCAUCAUAUAUCAAGAUGUUUCACGAACUGGGAGACACCCUCGGCAUGAAACUACCGUCACCUUCUAUAGAUGUGCAAAACUCUAUAGUAAAAGCCGCUCAUGACGCGGGAGUCAUUGCUGUUGGUCAUGCCCUCAGCUAUAGUGGCGCCAUGGAUCUCCUCGAGGCUGGAGUCGACGGCUUCACGCAUAUUUUCCUAGACAAACCUCCUAAUGACUACUUCAUCAAGGUUAUGAAGUCGCGCAAUGUUCACUGCAACCCAACGCUGAGCUUAUGUGCAUCGCAAACCGCCGAGCGACAGGAAUGGCAGCAAACAUUCAGAACAGACCCCUUUGCUCAGAGUAUGCUGAUUGAGAAAACAUUCGAGAAGCCACUUGGACUAGCCAAGGCAGAGCGCCCAAGAGCCGGUGUACAGCACGCGUAUGAAACCACGCGAAAGCUGUACCAGGCAGGUAUCCCUUUGAUAGCAGGCAGUGACUGUGCUGGUCAAGGGUUCGGUGUAGCAUAUGGUCUUGGGGUACAUAUUGAGAUGUACCUUUUUGCCCAUGAGAUCGGCAUGUCGCCCGAAGAUGUCCUCAAAUCUGCUACGUCUACUACAGCUACUCGGUUUGGGUUCGAGGAUAGAGGAGAGAUUUCGGUUGGAAAGAAGGCAGAUUUGGCUCUUGUCGAGGGUGACAUUGCUGAUGUACUAUCUGAUCCAAAAAACCGCUGUUUGCCAAUCGUGGGUGUUUGGAGAGAUGGUGUUCUGGCGUCUAUUUAUGAGCGGGGUUAUCCUGAAUUUGUGCAAACAUUUGAUAGGAAUAUCUGA